Messenger RNA from Neocloeon triangulifer, 2951 nucleotides. RefSeq names its product zwei Ig domain protein zig-8-like. The coding region runs from base 992 to 1765 and encodes 257 amino acids. The record is from RefSeq and is a predicted model, not a curated record. Gene Ontology annotation, cellular component: neuron projection membrane. The transcript is spliced from 5 exons. Lineage: Eukaryota; Metazoa; Arthropoda; Insecta; Ephemeroptera; Baetidae. Gene Ontology annotation, biological process: synapse organization.
UUGUUUAUUAUACACUUCAUGCUUGUAAACAGCUUAUUGUUAUUGCUUUUUAAUUUGCAAAUAAUUUAGUAAGUUUAAUUAUGUCAAGCUCCAAACACAAGAGAGUUUGUUAAAAAAUUUGCUUUAUGUACUGUCCGAAGCAAUCACCAGUCAAAAAUUCAGUCUUCUUGCCAAAGCACAGUCGACGAUCAUCUGCAUACGCAAUGCUGCCACUGGAGAACAUAUGCAGGGCUCGGGUUCAGAAGUUUUCUUUUGGCCACCUGAAAAUAUUUCAUAUUUUAGUCUUCGAAUAAAGCAGAUAAAAUUUUAUAUAUAAAAAAUAAAAAAUAAAUAGGAAGAGCGUUGCUCCCCAAAAUUGAAGCAAAAUUGAGAUGCACCAUGUACUUCAGGUUUGAAUGAAAAUUAACUAAUAAUUAUCGUGGGCACCUUUCACCAAGAAUUAAAAUAAAUAAAUAAUAAUGUAAUGGUUUUCUAUGAACAUACUGAAUAAUUUAGAAAGAUUUCCAACGCAUUUUAAUUCGGCUAAUGUCGUGCUUGACGUGUCAGAUUUUAGUGGUUUACGUUUGAGCAACUUGUGCGUGCAAAAUAUAGAGACACAUCAUGCGAAAAACACAACAACUCCUUGCGAAACGUACAUACUUUUCCAUCUCGUCGCUCGCGCGGAAGACUUGGCAUAAUACUCGGACACGACAAACUCGGCAGACGUGAUGCUUUGCCGACUGACAAAAUGACGUUCGGCUUCGUCGGCCGAUGAAUAACGGUGCUUCGUUCGCUUCAAUUGGCUAAAUAAAGUCGGCAGGCGACGCACUCUCGCCUUUCGGCUUGCCUCAAAACAAAACAAAGCAUGGUCAAGUGGCCGGCCGUCAACGCCCUCUUGCGCUUGCCAGCAGAACUUUUAUGACGUCACAAACGCACUUCACAAUUUUCAAUUUCAAUUUGCUCCGCGGCCGCUCACCGGCGCUAGGGUGGUACCAAAUCACGCGUCGGACCGAUGGCCGCGUCUCGGCGCUUCCGGACCGAGUUCCUGCAGGAUCUGCCGACGCCUGGCACGGGGCCCUACUUCGACACCACCAUCAACAACAACAUCACGGCGCUCGUCGGCAAGGUCGCCUACUUGAACUGCCGGGUCAAAAACUUAGGCAACAGAACGGUGUCUUGGGUGCGUCACCGGGACAUCCACCUCCUGACGGUUGGCCGUUACACGUACACGAGCGACCAGCGGUUUGAGGCGGUGCACUCGCCGCACACGGAGGACUGGGCGCUGCGCAUCAAGUACCCGCAGCGCAAGGACUCGGGCAUCUACGAGUGCCAGAUCAGCACCACGCCCCCCGUGGGCCACUUUGUGCACCUCUACGUCGUGGAACCGGAAACGGAGAUUUUGGGCGGCGCCGACUUGUUCAUCAACAUCGGCAGCACCAUCAACCUGACGUGUCUGGUGCGGUACUCGCCGGAGCCGCCGCCCACCAUGGCCUGGCGACACAACAGCGUUGACAUCAACUUUGACUCUCCGCGGGGCGGCAUUUCGCUGGUAACUGAAAAGGGCCCCACCACCUCCAGCAGACUGCUCAUCCAAAAGGCCAUCAAGGCUGACUCGGGGCUGUACACGUGCCGCCCGUCCAACGCCACCUCGGCCACCGUCCGCGUCCACAUCCUAGAUGGGGAGCACCAGGCGGCGAUGCAUCAUGGCGCUGGCUGGCGGACGAGCGGCCCGCUGAGUGCCUUGCUGCUGGUGUGCGGUUUGUGGACCACGCUGGCCGUGAUGUAGCCCUGCUGAAGAGACAUAUCUGCAGUACAAACUGACUUUGUCCUCCGCCACCAUGUGUGCAACAAGGACCGACGACGAGCUAGUGCCAUCAGACUUUUUUCCGAUGCUCACCCCCCACGUGUAACAUAAAUAACGUAAAAAGGAAGAAAAAAAAACACACACCCACACACAUAUAUACAAAAUACACUCACGAGUUUCUCUCCUCUGAUUAUUGGUGUUGUUGAUCCCCUCACCUGCGAAAAAAAACACACACACAACACAUCCCUCAGAUCAUGUCUUUUUCUGUGUGGAAAAUUGAAAGAUUUGUGCUGCUCCUGGUGUUGGUUCAAAAGGUCAUUCUUUACUUCGCGCGUGCGACACGAAACGCAUGGAAUUCCCUAUGGGAACCGAGCGACUAAUUGGCGUUGCGAUCUCUCUCUUUCUCUCCCCUCAUGUUUCUCUCAAUGAACACAUUAUCAACAUAAUCAUGAUUUCGAAUGCGAGUACAAACGCCCCCCUAAUUAGUGCUUUUAAAAUGUCAUUACGCUCGCAACCAACGAGUCACCGAAAAAAGUUUCGAUCAAAAAAUAAAGUAAAAAAGUCGCCGUUAUCAUUCAGCCAGAUUAAAUGUUCUAAUUAAGCGUAACUUUUUGACAUUAGUGAAUUUUAUCUGUGUCCUUUGUGGAUCACCUGGCGGGAGCAGCCGCGCGAUUUUGGAGGGAGAUGACCAUUUAUUUAUUAUCAAUUAAGUAAUGCUACUUUAAAUUUAUUUGUCCCCGUCUUGGAAGCAAUUUUCAUCUAUGUAUUCUAUUCCCUGAUGAUAAAGCUCCCUUCGGUGCUUAUCGGCUGAAAAGCUUUCAAAAUUAGCAAGGUGCUGGGUGGACUUCAUGAACAAUUUGGCGAAGGCAUCCCUAAAACGGCACAAACUUCAAGCAGACACGUUCAUGAGUAAAUAGAUGUUUCUUAUUAACUUUUGCCAUUGGAUUGUUUUGUUCAAAAAGUUCAAAAAGCUUCAUUAAUAUGAGAAAGCGCUUCUCCCUUCAAAAUUGUAAAAAAGCUGAUGUGAAAGCGCGAAGUGAAAAAGUGUGACCUAUCAAGCUUGCAGCACGGUUUUUGCUGGAAGAGAGAAGAAGAUUUUAGAAUAAAAGAGACUUUUGAAGGGAAGCCACCGUUUAUUAUCAUGUGAUGUUGUAAUGAGUAUUUUCAA